GACAGGGGGCUCUGGCAUGCAGCUUUCGAUCGCGUAGUACAAUGAAUAACGGCGCCUGGACCGGCUGGGAAAGCCUCACGCUCGGCGCAUUGUCAGUAGUUCAACAAGUGCUCUAUGCAUGUUAACUUCAUACUUGCGUGUCUCAGUUUGCCUCAGUUUUUGUCACUGAAACCCUAUGCGGGGAACACGUUAACCCCCCAUUGAAUUUUAUCUUUAACUGAUACCUUGAUUAUUGAUGCUACUGUAUAAAUCACAGCCAGCGCGCUCAGCGGUAGCGACCGGCUCGGCCAGCUUAAAAGGGGGCUCACUAAGGCACAGAAAAUGAGCAGAAAGGGUCGGUAGCGUUGCAACGAUGGCAUUUUGUUGUUUUCGGGGUAGCGGCGCAAAAUAUGCCGACGUUGGCGCGCUGCCCACUGGCCCACCGAGCACCGUUUCUUUGCCGGUGCCGGCAAGCAAGCAAUUGGGGGAGGCGCUGAGUGCUAAGAAAUCGGCGUCACAGCGCGAGGUGUCGUCUCGACAACACACGGGCGAUGCAUCCUCGCCAAAUGCUGAGCGGCGUGUGCUUGAGGAGCUGAUGACGAUGAGAGCGGUGGCCGCUCUCCGAUGCCAGCUCGCUACGGUGAACGUGGGCGGUUGGCUGUCGAGGUGCGGAGCGUGGGUGGAGAGCGUACGCUCCGCCUGCAGCCCAGCCAUGCACGCGAGCCUCUUCGCGGCCGCUCCGUGCGGCACGGUGCUCGUGUCCCUCGGCAGCGCUUGCCCCGCCGCCCCCACCGCCUGCAUCCCCGCCGGCCACGUGCUGCCGUCGCCCUGGCCGCACAGCGCCAGCAGCGGCGCCGGCGGCGCGCUGCCGGCAGGGAUGCUCAGCCCCGGCGGCGGCGGCGGCCGUGCCAGCAGCGGGCUCUAUUUUGUGGGAGGCGGCAGCGCCGCCAUCGUGACGGCGGCGACACACGCCAGCGGCGGCGGCGGCACGGGCGUGGGCGGCGGCGGCGGCAUUGGCGUCUCGGUUGAGGCCCGCAGCAGCAUGCGCAGCGCCAUGUACAGCGAGAUGGGGGUCAUGACCUGGCUGAUUCCUGCAGCCGGCACUCCCAUUGACGGCGGCUUCCAACACGGCGGCGGCGCCGGCCAGCGCGCCGGCGCACACAGCCUGUUCGCCGGGUUCGCCAACGGCGGCGCCGGCAAGCCCGCGCACACAUCGGGCAUGGGACCCCACUCCCCCAGCGCCGCCGGCGCACUGCCCAAUGCGCACGCCACGCCGGCGCCGGCCGCGGCGCCGUCGCCGCUCAGCGGGCACUUCAACCACCCCGGCGGCACCAACCCGCGCCGCACGCCGUCGGCGCUGCACAGCAACGGCACCACCAGCACCGCCGCCGACGUGGCGCCGGGCAGCAGCAUGGGGCUGCUGGGUGGCGGCGGCUGUGAGCUGCCCCACGAGUGGCAGGAGGUGUUGCGCAACAUCGGUGCCGACCUGGCGCUGGCAGCGGAAUCCAUCGACGUCGUGCCGCAGGCGCCCGCCGGCGGGCCCAGCGGCGGCGCCCGCACGCCCAUGCCUCUGCCGUCGCUGGUGGAGAUGGCGGCGGCGCGCGGCAAGGACCAGCCAGGCCUGGCGGCAGCGGCGGCGGCGGCGGCGGCCGCCGCAGGCCCCACGCCGCAGAUGGCGACGCUGGUGCCGAUCCGCCUGGGUCAGGACACGGUCGGGGCGCUGCUGCUGGUGUCGGCGGUGCCACAGCCGGCCGCUGCUCCGUCCACCAAGAGGACGGCGGCGAUGGCGGCGGCGGCGGCCGCCCGGGGGGCCGCAGCGGGCGUGGGCACGCCCGCGGGCGUGGCAUGGCAGCACGGACAUGCAGGCGUGCCGCCGCCGCUGCCGGUGUGGAGCCCAGAGCUGCUUGCGGGCGUGGCGGCGGCGCUGGCGGAGUGCUGCUUGGGGCCGCACCUGAGCGAGAUAGUCCGGGUGGCGGUGGCCGCCUGCGACGUCGCCCAGGCGGCGGACCUGCAGGGCCUGGCCUCCGCACUGGCCUGCGCCGUCACCGACUCGCUUGCCACCGAGCUGCACGUCGACUUCACGGUGCGCCUGGCGCUGGUGCCGCAGGCGCACACGCCCGCAGCCGCCGGCCUGGGCGCCAACAGCGGCGGCGGCGGCGCCGCUGCCGCGCAGUACGGCUUCAUGCUGACGGAGCAGCCCGCCGCCGCCGGCACGCCGCAGCCGGACGCACUGCUGGCGCCGGGGCGCGGCACCAACGCGCCUGGCGGCGGCGGGCCGCCGUCGCGCAACGCGCCGCGGUUCUCGUUGAACCAGAACGCGAUUGACAGAGUCAUGGGCAUCACAGGCCGGCCUAGCGGCGCCGCGUCGGGGCACUGGGACACCGGCGGCGGCGGCGGCGGCAGCUUCCUGUCCGGCGCCAAUGUUGGUGGCGGCGGCCACAUGAGCGGUAUGCACUCGUUCCAGCUGCCGGCGGCCUGGGGCGCGGGGCGCGGCGGCGUGGCGGAGGCACCGCCGAGGCUGUGGAAGGCCCGGCCCUUCUCCCUCGAGUCCACGCUGCUCAGCUCGCUGGCUACCAAGGCCGCGCGCGCGCCCGCCUCCAACUUGCUCGUCGCCAAUUACAGCAUCAACACCGGCGGCGCGGCAGCCACCGUGUGCCUGGACGAGGCCGCACCCACCGGCGCCGCCACGCCCUGCAACGCCGGCGCCACCACGCGGCUGCUGGUGCCGGUCGGCGGGCUGAGCAGCUUCGCCUCCGCCUCCGCGCUUGGCACCGGCGGCGGCGGCGGCGGCGGCGGCGCCGCCGCCGCCGCCGCCGGCAUCUGCCGCGUCGGCGGCACGGUGGUGCCGCACGUGCACGCAUUCGUACACGACACGGACCAGCCCAGUGGCGACGUGGUGCUGCUGUUCCGUACGGCGGGUGCGGCGGGCGGCGGCGCCACGUUGACCGGCGCAGGCACGGGCGUGCGCGGCGUGGGCGCGUCUGGCGGCGCAGCCGCCGGCGGCGUGGCCAGUGGCACGGUGGCGGCGCCGGCAUCACUGGUGCUGGUGGCGGGCUGUGUGGCGCUCAAUGCUGGCGACGGAGACGGGCUGUGCACGGCCGGCGGCGGCGGCCUGGGGCUUACGCCGCUGACUCCCAGCAGCCGCAAUGCGGCCACCGCUGGCGGUCGCUCGCGGCCUUCCACUGGCAGCGGCAUGGCUGGCGGCGGCGGCGGCGGCGGCGGCGGCUGGCCGUACUGGCCGGCGGCGUUUGGCGUGGGCUGCGCUGUAGACGGCGGCGGCGGCGGCGGCGGCGGCGAGAUCAGUGUGUGUGUGGCCGUGUACCUGACCUCCAGCGAGCGCCUGCCCACGUCGCUGCUGUGUGCGGCGCGGAACAACGCGCAAUCGCUGCUGGAGGUGCUGCUGCCCGCCACCGGCAUGGCUCUGUCCGACGCCGCCUACACCGAGCUCCAAUUCAUGCUGGAGGCUGUGGGUGGCGCAGCCGGCGCGGGCGUGCACAACGCACUGGCGUCGGCCUUCGCAGCCGCCGCCGCCGCGGCGGGCGGCGGCGGCGGCGCCGCCGGCCCGUUGGCUGGCCGCUCGCUGUCGCUGGCGUCGCGGCAGGGCGGCGGCGUGCGCCUGGCCAACAUCGGCGCGCUGCCGCCGGCGUCGCCGGGCUUCUCUACCGAGGAGCCUCUCACGAGCGGCACCGGCAACGGAAGUUCCGCCGCCGCCGCCGCCGCGGCGGCGGCGGCGCUGGGCGGCCGCGGCGAGGGCGUGGGCGUUUUGUCCGGCAACAUAUUGCCGGGCGGCAGCGGGACCGCCCAUGCGCUGGGGCUGGGGCUGGAUGGCGGCGGCACCUGCGACCUGUCGCCGCAGGCGUCGGUGCUGCCGGCGUCGCUGGCGCUGCGCAGCGGCGCCGACGGCGGCGGCGGCCAGCAGCAGUUGGCUGCCGUGGGCGCCGCCGGCGGUGGGGGCGCCGGUGGUGGCGCCUGGAGCACACUCAACGUCGCCACGCCCGCCGUCACCAGCCGCGGCGGGAACGCGGCGUCCGAGUCUUCGCCGCGCGUGCCGCGCAGCCGCCUCAGCAACACCAGCGCCCAACCACCACCGCUCACAGGCCUGGCAGCCAAUGCCAUGGGCGCCGCCGGCGGCGGUCACACCGGCGGCCCGGCGUCGCCGACCAUCACCACGGGUGGCAACGCCAUUGGCGGCAACGCCAACCUGAUGCUGUCCACCAACAACAGCCUUAUGGGGGCACUCAUCGGCACCUCCUCCGUCGGCGGCCGCAGCAACGGCGCCAACGCCAUCGCCGGCGGCGGCGACGCCGCCAUUGCGGCCGCCGCCGCCGCCACAGGCAGCGGCGCCGACGGCACCAUGUCGCCUGUUUCGGGCUCGAUUGGCGUCAGCGGCACGGGCCGCACGUCAGCCCUGCAGCAGAGCAUGAUGCAGAUGACCAUGUCAUUGCCGUCACACGUGCCGCCGCUGGGCUCCCCAGGGCUCGGCGGCGCCGGCGUCGUUGGCGGCGGCGGCGGCGGCGGCGGCGGCGGCGGCACGCUGCAGGUCCAGUCGUCGUGCCUUUCGGGGGCCAUGGCGGGGCGCCACAGCGGCCGAAUGAAUCGCGCGUGCCGGCGGCAGAUGUCGGACCUGCUGGCCACCAUGCCGUGUGACGUGAGCGACACGCUGACAGUGAUGCGCACCAACAUGGACAUCUUGGUGUCCUCAUUCUGGAACACGCUGAGGGCACAGCACAAUGAGGCCACGCCCAGCCCGCACGCGGACGAGGACCUUCGCUUCCUGCGCCUCAACAAGGUGCUGGGCGGCGGCGGCUGCAGCACCGUGUACGCCGGCCUGCUGCACGGACUGGAAGUGGCGGUCAAGGUGAUGAACGCGCCCAUGAGCGAGGAGGAGGAGGCGGAGCUGGCGGCCAGGGACGCAGCGGAGCGCGGCGGCGGCGCCGGCGGCGUGACGGACGGGGAACUGGCGGCGCCGUCGCCCGCGGCGCGGCAGGCGCAGCUGCGCGCGCUGAUGCGUGGCGCUCGCGAGCUGGCCGUGAUGACUUCCAUCAGCCACCCCAACAUCGUGCAGAUUUACAGCUACCACACGCGCGUCAUGGUCGGGCACGACGCGGCCGCCGCCGCCGCCGCCGCGGCUGCCACCGCCGCCGGCCACCAGCCGGAGGAGCCGGUGCUGCCGCUGCUGGCGCCGGCGCCGCCGGAGACAGACACGGCGCCGGCGCCGGCGGCGCCCCUGCAGACGGUGCUGAUCAUGGAAUGCUGUGACCUGGGCUCGUUGGCGGAUGCGCUGGACAGCGGCAUGUUUGCCAACGCCAUCCGCGCGGCGGAGGCGGCGCGCUGGCGUCCCGGCGCGCCGCGCCGCUCGCACACCUUCUCCCAGCUGCCCACUAUCCCCGCGCGCGGCAGCUUGGCGACGGCCGGAGGCGCCGGAGGCAUGGCGGCGGCGGCGGGCGGCAGCGGCAACAUGCCCGCUGCAGGAGGCGCCAGCGCAGCGGCGGCGGGCGGCGGGCGGCCGGUGCCGGGGUCGGGGUCGGGGCGCGCGGGUGUGGGCAGCGGCGGCAGCGGCGGCGGCAUGCGGGCUGUGUACAUGACGCUGCUGGAGGUGGCGCUGGCGCUGCGGCACAUGCACUCCAUGCAGCUGGUGCACUGCGACGUCAAGCCCGCCAACGUGCUGCUCAAGAGCUCUGCGAGCGACCCCCGCGGCUUCACCUGCAAACUGACGGACUUUGGCUUUGUGAACCUGCUCCAGUUCCAGAUGGAGGACGCGGACAACCCCGCCGCCAAGCCCUCCAUGCGCUACCACGAGCCGGUGGGCACCGUCACACACCUGGCGCCCGAGACCAUGGUGCAGGGCUCCAAGCUAGACCACACGGUGGACGUGUACGCCUUCGGCAUCCUCAUGUGGGAGGUGUUCACCGGCAAGGCGCCCUAUGCCGAGUACGCGGCCAACGGCUUCCGGGACGUGCCGUACAAGGUGGUUCGGGAGGGCAUGCGGCCGGCCUUCCCGUCCGCCACCCCGGUCGCCUUCAGGACGCUGGCUCAGGCCUGCUGGUCACACGACCCUGCGCGCCGCCCCUCCGCCGCCAUGCUGGUGGCCUCACUGCAGCGGCUCAUGGACAGCGCGGCGCGCGGGUGAGAUAGAGGCAGCCGCAGCAGCCGCAGCAGCUGCAGCGCCCAAGGGCAGCGCCCCCAAUACCAGCAGCAGCCCCCAGCAACAGCAGCAGCCGCGGGAGCUGCAGUAGCAGUAGCAGUACCAGCAGCAGCAGCAGCAGACGUGGGCGGCGGGGCCACGUGGCGGCAGAUUGGCGGCAGAUUGGCGGCAGCCGGCUAGGGGGGCGGCUGGCGGCCGCAGCCGCGGCAGUGGGCAGGCGCAGGGGGGAGGCGACGAGGGGGGGGGCAGGCGCAAGGGGGCACACGGCGAGCAGCGUGCAGGCCAGAGAGGGGGGGGGGGUCCCGUGAGAGGGCAUCCGGCGCCAGAGCCGUUGGCGCCAGCAGCAAAGUAUGUGGGACUACUGCCCUACGGCGUCGUCAUGGCGAGUACGCGGGCGCAUUUCGCCAGGUCACUGCUAACCCGCAUGUGUGAAUUUCUACUUUUUUAACACAUGCGCAUGUUACGCACCAAUGAUUGGGGCGGGUCCAGGCGAUACUGGGGGGUCCGGCACGCGGCUCGUUUCGGCUACAUCAUGCUUUAAAGACCCCUAAGAUUUGAUGGCGGCAACGCACCUGCUGAACAGAAUCUGAUGCUGGCAUGCAUAGCUGGUUGCCGCAACGAAUGUGUAGCUAGCUUCCAUUGAUUGUUUUGAUGAACUAUGAGACCCUGACCCGCAAAGAGCGGCAUGGCGACAUGACAGACAGGUUGGGGCAUUAUGUCUACUGGUCAAGAACAAAUGAUUCGAUCACUGCAAACGUCAUGCGCGUGCAUUCGGCGUCUGGCUCGUGCCUGUGUUUGUGUGCGUUUGUUUUCCAGGGGCCAAGAGGGGGUGCAAACAGGCAUGCGGCAUUGUGCACGUCAAUCGGAGCGCUGUUGGCCUAUGCUUGGGUUGUUAGGCGGUUGACCCGCUCCUGGAUUUGAGCGCUCAUGUAUGGCACAUGCUUUGUUGUUUCGGAUGAACAUCCGCUGCUGGUUUUGAGUUGCAAGGCGCGGAUAAAAGUUGACACGCGGUCCGCCGCAUGACGUCAUCACAACUUGGGGAAUGGAGGGGGGGGCUUAGGGUUGAUAGGUACGCGCCUGGUGGCCGUUACUUGAGUACUUGGUGGGGGUCCUGGAGCGGUGGAGGCUCGUGCGCAUGCCUAGCUACCUUCGCACCACGAACCUACGAGGGCGGGCGGCAGGUUCAUCAGGGGCAGGGGCAGGGGUCACAUGUACAUGAGGAAGACGGUGAGUAGUUAUUACGCAGCGAACGGGAUGGGCAGUGCGGGUGUCGGUCACCCAUUUCAUGACGCAUAUGGUCAUACGCCCUGUCAACGGCGGGCAGCGUGGGCGCGUUAUGCCGCAGUUGGGCACGAGCACCUGCAGUUAGGCGCGGUGCUGGCGAUGGGGACCCGAAGAUGCAAAGACCGGACUUAUGGAUUUGGGCAAGCAGUUUCUGCGGCACCUCCGAGAUACUCUGCAAUGGCAGAAGGUUGCUGUUUAGGUAUGCAUAUGCGGGGGUUGAGGACGUUUCAGGUACGGAGUUGCAAGCAAGUGGAUGAAGGGGCUAGUUUCGAUAUUUGUAGCAGGGGACACAUGGCCAGCCGGGUCCCCAUAGCUCGUGCGGGCAGGGGAAUUGGUUAAGCGCCAUAAUCUCGCAUGCUGAACUGGGCCGUACUGCAGACUACUGCAGGCUAUGCGACACUCCAGUUGUACAUGGAAACUGAAGGGUUACUAACGAAUGGAUCUUGCUGAACAUGUGCAAUGUCGUCGCGAGGCAGGUAUCGUUGUUUGUUGGAGAGGCCACAUUUUGACGGUCCAGGGUGAUUGAGGUAGCAUCACCUCAAGGCCAAACCUUGUGCAGCUGGGUACAUACCUGGCAUGCGGGGCUGCAGAAGUCACGUCAAAGUUUAAUGAUUUGUCUGGAAGAUUUGCCGAAUGCGUCCGGCUGCGGGUGUGGGCAGCGUCGGCCGAACCUUCAUACGUUAGUGGUUUGCAGUCUUGGUGGCAUUGUAUAAGGGGGAAACCGGAAGCGCGUGCCCGGAACGCGUGUGUGGUGUGUGGGCAGCCCUUUCGUAUCGUGCAUCAGGGUGGAUGGACCGCACUCGGUCGGCGUCAUAGUGUAGCACCGCCGGCAGGGACGUGCAUGCAAGGACAUACGAGCUGGCUUGCUUGAUAAUCGGUUGACAAGGAGGUGGCAGGUGGAUGGGGUGUUUGAUAAAGCCCUGCAUUAGAGUUGAUAGCAAUGCGCAGACGUAGAGGUGAUUUGCAAGAUGGCAUGGCAACAGCAAAUGUCAACGUGCGGGCUGCAUGGGUGCAUGUGGAGCCCACAAGACUUACGCUGUCAGGUCGCUAGGGCCUUGCAUGCACUCGAAGAAACGAGCACCGCAACUGGCAGCAUACCGUAAGCACAGGCGCGUUGAGGGGAGUUGAGAAGAGGUUGAGGGCUGCUGAGGGAGGUUUUGAGCUGAGCCCCCGGGGCGGCAGAGCGACAUCCUGGGGGCGAAAGUCCCCAGCGUUACCUUGGUCCGUGUGUACGUUCGAGCGUGUGGCAUGCGAUUGUCCGCGUGAACAUCAAGACUAGUGCAGACCACGAGCGCCUGUAAGGCUUCUGGGAUUAGCUGACGCGCGGUGAGCGUUUGACUGCAAAUUGGAUUUAAGGAAAUGGGCCGGAACAUAGAACAACACGGCAGUAGUGGGGGCCGAGUGGCGCACGGAGCUAUAUUUGCCGUAAGACAUUCAAGCCCUUGCGACAGGGCAUUGGAAGCUACGGCAACUAACGGGUGCUAGGGUAUUUGCGCCAUUGGCCUUUGGGCGGCGGUGAUUAUGUGGCUUUACCUGUGCGUGGCAGAGUGGUAGCAGACUUGCAGGGCCUAACAGAGCAGUGCGCGGGUACUUGCAAGGGCACUUGUAAUUUCCGGAACGC
Messenger RNA from Chlamydomonas reinhardtii, 9029 nucleotides. RefSeq lists its product as uncharacterized. Lineage: Eukaryota; Viridiplantae; Chlorophyta; Chlorophyceae; Chlamydomonadales; Chlamydomonadaceae. The record is from RefSeq and is a predicted model, not a curated record. Gene Ontology annotation, molecular function: signaling receptor binding; non-membrane spanning protein tyrosine kinase activity; ATP binding. Gene Ontology annotation, cellular component: extrinsic component of cytoplasmic side of plasma membrane. Gene Ontology annotation, biological process: cell surface receptor protein tyrosine kinase signaling pathway; innate immune response; cell differentiation. The transcript is spliced from 16 exons. The coding region runs from base 353 to 6109 and encodes 1918 amino acids.